UAUAUUCCUACUUUAGUUUCCUUUUAUUAUGUCAGAGUGAUAUAUAUAUCAUUAAAUUUUUGAAAUUAUCUUUACUAAUUUUGUAUUAUCUAUACAAUAGAAAAUAGUGAAUGUUAAUGUUAUUUUUAGCUCAAAACCAAAAAAAAUAUUUUUUAAUAAUAACAAUAUUAUCUCAAAAUUAUAUUUAUUAUCUGUUUGAUAAUAGUAUUCCUUUCAGAUUAGAAUAAAUUACAAAGCUAAAAUAUAUGUUUAUAUAAAAUUAUUUUCCUUAUGUUUCUGUCUGUAGGGCGGACCUGCCCUACUACUCCUGAAAAUAGAGUUGGAGAAUAACCGAGCGUGAGACCACCCGCACUUGACCAGCUUUCUUUCUUCUUCCAUUAUUUUACGGUACCAUAUUAUGAACAGUAGACAAGUGAAAAGAACUUCCGAUUACAAUCUCAGAGCGAUGAGUUCCGAGGAAGAGAAGGUCAUUAUUACAAGAAACUUUCGAUUGUUGGAAGAGCUUGAAAGAGGUGAGAAAGGUAUCGGAGACGGUACCGUCAGCUAUGGAAUGGAUGAUGCUGACGAUAUUCUCAUGCAAUCUUGGACUGGCACCAUCAUUGGUCCUCAUAGUACUGCCUAUGAAGGGAAAAUCUUCCAGCUCAAGCUUUUUUGUGGCAAAGAUUAUCCACAAAGCCCACCUACUGUCAGGUUCCUGACCCGGAUUAACAUGUCUUGCGUUAACCCUGAUAAUGGAGUGGUCGAACCAAGUCACUUCCCUAUGCUUUCCAACUGGAGAAGAGAAUACACAAUGGAAGAUUUACUUAUGCAGCUUAAAAAAGAGAUGAUGUCAACCCAUAACCGCAAGUUGUCUCAACCCUUGGAAGGUAAUGAGGAAGAGAGAACAGACCCAAAGGGACUUGUGGUGAAAUGUUGUGUCAUGUGAAGCCAAGGUAAAUGAGGAAUUUGUAAGAGAAUUUAAGAGAGAAAAAACAGUGUAAAUAUAUAUAAACAUCAGAUUUUUACGCUUUGACAUUGUCUGCCUCAGACUCCCCUUUCUUCUACAGGCAUUAAUCCUACCUAUUUGAUUAUGUAUCAUGUAAUGUUUGAGAAUAUAUCAAUUCCUAAUAAACUCUAGCUCUUCUUCUCCUCGUUCA
Molecule: messenger RNA, 1136 nt
Organism: Brassica napus (rape)
Lineage: Eukaryota; Viridiplantae; Streptophyta; Magnoliopsida; Brassicales; Brassicaceae
Product: ubiquitin-conjugating enzyme E2 variant 1B
Exons: 6
Coding region: 398-925 (175 amino acids)
Biological process (GO): DNA damage tolerance; protein K63-linked ubiquitination
Cellular component (GO): nucleus
Source: RefSeq, a predicted model, not a curated record